Molecule: messenger RNA, 1002 nt
Organism: Thamnophis sirtalis
Lineage: Eukaryota; Metazoa; Chordata; Lepidosauria; Squamata; Natricidae
Gene: PSMB5
Product: proteasome 20S subunit beta 5
Cellular component (GO): cytoplasm; proteasome core complex
Molecular function (GO): threonine-type endopeptidase activity
Source: RefSeq, a predicted model, not a curated record
GUGAGUUGCCCUCACUUAACAUGGCGUUGGCCAGUCUGCUGGAGCCGCAAUUCCUCUCGAAUGGGCCCGGUUUUUUCGGCCCCCGCGGUGGGGCGAAGAUGUCCGGGGACCUGGCGUUGGCCGCCCCUUACGCCGGGCUGACGGCGGGCGACGCCAAAAUCGAGCUGGAACACGGUACCACCACCCUGGCUUUCAAGUUCCAGCACGGCGUGAUUGUGGCGGCGGACUCAAGAUCCACGGCCGGCGUCUAUGUCGCCUCGCAGACGGUCAAAAAAAUCAUCGAGAUUAACCCUUACCUGCUGGGCACCAUGGCUGGCGGGGCGGCGGACUGCAGCUUCUGGGAGCGGCUCCUCGCCCGGCAGUGUCGGAUUUACGAACUCCGCAACAAGGAGAGGAUCUCGGUGGCGGCUGCCUCCAAGCUCUUGGCCAAUAUGGUGUACCAGUAUAAAGGCAUGGGCUUAUCCAUGGGCACCAUGAUCUGUGGCUGGGACAAGAGAGGACCAGGUCUCUAUUACGUGGACAGCGAAGGGAAUCGUAUCUCGGGAACUGUCUUCUCGGUGGGCUCCGGUUCGGUCUACGCCUACGGGGUGAUGGAUCGCGGCUACUCUCACGACCUCGCGGUGGAAGACGCCUACGACCUGGCCCGCCGGGCGAUCUAUCAAGCCACAUACCGCGAUGCUUACUCGGGCGGCUCGGUCAACCUGUACCACGUCCGCUCGGACGGCUGGAUCCAUGUCUCCAGCGACGACGUCUCGGAACUGCGAGAAUUGUUCCUCGACAUGUCCGCAGAAGCCGUGGCUUGAAACUGUGGACCGAAAGGGUCGCGGGCGGGGGGAGGGGGCAGCAGGCUGUGAGGGUCUACCAAGGGGUGUAUUUUCAAAGCCGUUGACAAACGAAAUUUGUAAUUCCCGACAGUUCGCAAGUGGUUGAAGAGGUGUUGACCAGUGAUUUAUGUUAAUAAAAUCUCCUGUUUCUUUGGCAUUAAACUUUGCUUAUCCAAGC